AAGAAUUGACACAGUUGGGGCUCCUCUCAGAAGCUUUUGGUGGCAUACAAGAGGAGGACAACACAAGGCCUAGCGAGCAGGGUGGGAUCGAGAUGGCUGAUCAAGGAGCGUUGAUGGGUACUUUUUGUGUUGAACCAGACUAAUCGCCGUCUAACCCUAGUCCUACGUUAGUGAUGAACAAUAGACCUUCGAAUGGACUCACACAAUACUAACGUCUGCUUUAAUAAAAUCACUUGGUUUUUAUAAUCUGUUUUACCGCAGUUGCUGGAGCGUGUAUGUAUGAAGUGGCUUUGGUUCCUUUCCAGGCCUUCUCUUGGUCCCUGAUCUAGAUCUGCCCUAGACCCUAGCCCUAAAAAAACCCUCUGCUUCAUCGGUUAAAUAACAUAAUAUUACAAGUCCUCCGGCUAAUCCCAAUCCCUCCAAUCAACUUCCUCUCGUUUUAGUCAUGGUUCUUCUAGUAUACAACUCUAUGACCUACAUCAAUCCAGUCCUCUCAUCAUUAUUAACAGCCGCGAACAACCGAUCUAGAUCUACGCGUGGUCUCAACACCUCAUCUUCAAGUCGGACACCUUCAACGCGGCUCGUUGCCGGUGAGGAGAAAAUGAAGGCCUCAGCUGAGGAAAGCUUCUGGACUUUGGCGGUGGCCAGUCAGGUGGCCUCGUACAUGUCCAUUCUCUCUAUAGGCGUUCUGAGCGUUUUGCUCCUUAUGAUUUCCGACGUGGAGGUGGUUUUGUUUGCUAGAUUGAUACGUCGAAGAUGUUGCUUAGCAAAUAGUACAUGCGUACUAUUGGUUGCUUAGAAAGUAGUACAUACGUACUACACUUAGUACUAUUAUUUAAGAGCAGUACAAACACUACCACGCGCUCCUUGAGCAUGAUAGUACUUUCUACUUAUGCGUUCUAAAUAUCCUACUGCACACCCUUCACACAACUCUAAUCCCACCUUGGGUUUUCUACUCUUCUUUGCCGAGAUUUUAGUGGUGAUAUCGUUGCAGAUGAUGUUUCGUCUCUCGCGAAGCGAGGAACUGCUGGCCGCACGUGCUGAGCGAGAAAGUUAAGGCUUCUCCUAGUGAUCCAUCUUUCUUCAGAGAAGUCAUCCUUCCUAGGAGAGAGGCUUUUCAAGGUGAAUAGGGGCCCAGGAUGAAUCUCAAGAUGGAUAAGGGGGAGCUCUAAGAAAAGCUACACUACGAAUACGUAGUCAGAUCAACCGCAGAACCGCGACAGGGUUCGGCAGGGACUAGACCCUCUCAAGAAGUAGAGAUGUCAGAACGGCCAACCUCAGCAGAUGAAGAUUAAGGUUUUCCCAAAUUCGUCUAGGUCAGAAGCAUCUUCUUUGGCUCGUCCCACUGCUCCCUCCGCUUUUUUAGGGGAAAACAAAUUAUAGAUACUUACGUCAAGAAAGAUGGCUUUCAAGAUGAAUCUCGGGAAAAUCUAAAAAGAAAGUGACCACUUUUCAAAAGCUUGGAGCAGUAUAGUAGCCGGCGGAGAAGAAAGAUCAGCAGGAGGUACCACAGGAUCAGCUGGAAGCAGAACCACAGGAUCCACGCAGACUUCAUUCUCUUUAUGUUGAAGGGUUUUGAUUUAUAGUGAUCGUGACUUGGACAUUCUUAUCUUGCACGCAGUUGCAGGUGCUUCACUCAAGUAAUGCUGGUGGUAGCUUCACUCAAGAAUGUGUUCAAUACUGCUACCACUUCAACAGAAUCAGAAGUGAACUAACACCUUGUCAUCCCCAUGCCGUUUAUUUCUAAUACCUCGGCGAUUCACUACCGCUUUACUCAACGCGCACCCCACACGCGCGACGAUCGCCCGACUUAGCUCAUGGAGAGAGGUGAGUGCGUUAUUUAGCAUGCUCCGUGUCUGGGGCAGUGAGUCAAAGGCGGAUGAAGACUUUCCCUAUUCUAGUGCACCCUUUCGAAUUCAAGCGGUCGCGGUUACUAUUUUCACUUGCCUUCGGGUCUUUUGUAGAGGCAUUCUGCUGCCCUUGUACAUCCACUCGUUAGAGCCUCACGGUUUCCUUCUCGGCAUAGUAGAGCAGAGACCGGAAGACCUAGUACAACCAUCUGGUGUGGGCUCAGCGGAGUCUCCGAGAUUGUUAUGGCCCUCUAAAAAGUCUAAAAAUUUAGACAUACGUAAAAAUUAUAUCAACUCAGCAUAACUAUAAUACAGUUCUUCGAUGAGUCUGCUUUUCGAAGGCAUUUUUCUUUUGACUGUGUACGUAUUUUUUAGAAGUUGUUGUUCCCUCUCGUCUAAUAACAUCAUCUCUGUCCUCCCCCCGGGUACACGUUGCAGUAGUGGACGACGUUGAUCCGGUCUCUAGUGCUACAAUAUCCAGUACAGUUCCACCGCCAAGCACGAAGAUACUGAUUGAACAACCAAAACCUUACUAUUUAUGAUGCCACAGUCACUGAGAUUGAGAUUGAGGACCAAGAAAAGGGAAUGUCGUUCUCUCCAACCUCCUAGAUUUGAGCAUAAGACAGGGGGGCGCCACCAGUCUGAAAACAAGAAGAACGACAUUCAUCUUCCGUUUUUUUCUUCAGUAGGAAAUUCUCAAUCUUCAGUCGCACCAUUCAUACUAUCGAGACAUGGAAUUCUACAGCUAUGCCUUGUCCAGUGUCUUUGUGUUGGGAAGCUUUUUAGGCAUCUUAGUAGGAGGAUGGCACUUUUCGAAUGCGGGUAACCUUGGUAAGUUGUGGACCCUACGAUUCUUCGGUUUCAUCUCGAGUUGGGCGUUGCUAUUUAUGAAAAAAAUACAGCUCCAUGAUCGACAGGAACUUGAAGGACGUACUUACUGAAUUGAUAUUCGUAAGAAGAAGAACACCUUCAAGCCUCUACUAGGUGUAACAAUUAUAUGAAUUUCAAUUUCGUCCUUUCUAAUCCUCUCCUUGCCAUACACGCGGCUAUGAACGAUUACAGUAACCUGAUUAUAGAUCAUGACGGAGUCCAGAGGAAUGCAGGCGAUUUCAUCGCGCAAGUCGAGCAAGGACAAGGACUCGAAGGAUUGAAACGAGUGGCAGCAGACUAUAGGUCUAGUACUCAAAAAUCUCAGGUCGUUGCGUCAGGGCGACUUCUGAGUACAGAAGAUGCUGGGUCUACAUCUCCUGAAUUUCACACCUUCGUGGCAGAACGACUACUCAGCAGC
Amoebophrya sp. A25 is the source of this 3138-nucleotide messenger RNA. The record is from the annotation of a GenBank genome assembly. NCBI's taxonomy places the organism in Eukaryota, Dinophyceae, Syndiniales, Amoebophryaceae.